AAUCAAUGGGUGUCGAAAAAUUUGACUCAUUGCAAAAAAAAAUGGUGGGACUGGGUUUAGGUAACGAGAAUGGUGAUGGGUAUGAGAACGAGCAUGAGCAUGAGCAUGCAUAUGCGUAUGAGUCGCAGAGGGUUGACGGCGGUUCGAGCCUACGGUACGUUGACGAACAAAUCAUGCGAUCGCACCAAUAGUGUUAUAUGGCGGUGCGAUGAUAGUGAUAGUGAUAGUGUUGGUAGUGGUAGUGGAGUACUAAGUGGUACUAGCUUUAUAGUUAAGGAUAAUAUUGCUACUAAAGUUGGAUAUACUACCGCUGCAUCUAAGAGCUUACAUGAUUACCAAAGUCCAUUUGAUGCUACUGUAGUACGACUACUAAGGCAUCAAGGUCUGAAAUUGGUUGGUAAAGCUAAUUUGGAUGAGUUUGGUAUGGGAUCUUCUACUACCAAUUCAAUGUUUGGACCUACUAUUAAUCCAAAGUAUGAUAAUGAAGAUCGUAUAGCAGGAGGAUCAUCAGGAGGUUCAGCAGCAGCAGUAGCUGCUGAUAUGGCAAGUUUUAGUUUAGGAACUGAUACUGGAGGUUCAGUUCGAUUACCUGCUAGUUAUUGUGGAGUAGUAGGAUUUAAACCAACUUAUGGUAGAAUCUCUCGUUGGGGGGUUAUACCUUAUGCACAAACUCUUGAUACAGUAGGGAUAUUGUCUAAGGAUGUUGAUAUUGUUGAAAAAGUGUAUGAAGUAUUGAAUCAGUAUGAUGAGAAAGAUCCUACUUGUAUGACUACCAAGGUUCGUAAUAAUAUUGUCAGUACUGCCAAGGGUCAAUUGACUAUAGGUAUACCUGAACAAUUCAUUAUUGAAGAAUUAGAUCAAGAUACUAAGAUAGCAUGGGAAUUGACAUUACAUAAGUUAGUACAGUUAGGUCAUAGUUUAAAAGUUGUAUCUAUACCUUCUAUUAAGAAACUGUUACUGACAUAUUAUACAUUAGCUACUGCCGAAGCAGCAUCAAACUUAUCAAGAUAUGAUGGUAUCAGAUAUGGAUAUAAAUCAGAUAAUAAUAAUGAAGAUGAUACUAUUGUAUCCAGUAGAUGUGAAUCGUUUGGUCAAGAAGUUCAAAGAAGAAUAAUCUUGGGUAACUAUACUCUUUCAUCUGAAUCGGGUGAUCAUUACUUAAAGGCUGCACAAGUUCGUCAAGAGCUCGUACAAGAAUUUAAUCAAGUAUUUAAAUUACCUCAUCCAUUGUUAGAGAAUGAAUUAAAAUUAAAUAAUUGUGAUGUAUUAGUGAGUCCUACUGCUUUAAGUAAACCUCCUACAUUAAAAGAAUAUGAUGAAAAGAAUGAAGAAAACUUUUUAAAUAGUUAUUUAAAUGAUAUACUCACAGUUCCUGCUUCAUUAGCAGGUUUACCUACAAUUUCUAUACCUAUUAAUGGGACUGGCAUACAAUUUAUGACUCAAUAUGGUGAUGAUUCUAUUUUGUUUUCUAUCGCUAGAGAUGUAUUACAUAGUUAACAUAGCUAACAUAGCCCA
Messenger RNA from Scheffersomyces amazonensis, 1515 nucleotides. Its product is annotated as glutamyl-tRNA(Gln) amidotransferase subunit. The record is from RefSeq and is a predicted model, not a curated record. The coding region runs from base 70 to 1497 and encodes 475 amino acids. Gene Ontology annotation, cellular component: mitochondrion; glutamyl-tRNA(Gln) amidotransferase complex. Lineage: Eukaryota; Fungi; Ascomycota; Pichiomycetes; Serinales; Debaryomycetaceae. Gene Ontology annotation, biological process: mitochondrial translation; glutaminyl-tRNAGln biosynthesis via transamidation. Gene Ontology annotation, molecular function: glutaminyl-tRNA synthase (glutamine-hydrolyzing) activity. The transcript has a single exon.